UGCUAUCAGGACUCUCACUCCCAUGCAGCUUGGUAAUGCUACAAAAGACAAGGAAUGAUCCAAUGGAUUCACAUGCGAAACACGUGGCACAAAUUCUGGACAAUGAGAAUUUCUUCAAGACCUCUUGCCCUGAAGUGGAAAGAGAAUUAAAACCAAUUCCCAUCAGUGCGUGGCCUUCCUGGAAAGAUGUUAGGAUAAACAACAUGGGACGUGAUAACGGAUUAAUGGUGACACACGUCAAUCACACACAGGAUUUACUGAGAUUAAAAGGCCCGGAAGUGGAAAUACAUGAUACGCAGUCAUCUGAGGAAUGGAUUCAAACUACUGGCAUACAUGCCUUGCAUCUAACAAUACAAGAUCUACUAAAAUUGGGACAUAUUGUUAUGAGACGAACUACCGAUGCCUCCAAGCAUAUUGAAUUCUCUGCCCACACAAUCAAUGAGUUUGAAUCAAAGAUACACGAAGCUGUUGCACUGUGCCAACAAAGAAUCCGUUUCCUGAUGAAAGGAAGUAAGAAGAUGUUUGGCCUUAUAAAAGGGAACAACGUUGGAUUGCUGGUUGAUUCUUCAGAUCUAAAUUGUGGAGCAAGCAGAAUGGAUUUCUUAAGAAACCUAUUGUGUCUUGUCGAUGAACAGCUGUGUCACAAGAAGGAGCUGUACUUUCUUUCUUUUGGAUCCCAAGUUUCAUAUCUCUGGGCCACUCCACAAGAUGUUAACGUACAGAGCCUUCAUGAAGCCAGACAGUGGAUUCAAGAGCUGCAGCCUCGAGGUGGAUGCAAUUUACUCCUGGCGCUAAGGAAGGCUGUCUGCAUAGAAAAACUGGAUUCUCUUGUCAUCAUUGUAGGCAGCUGCCCUGACCAAUCUUCAGAGGUUUUAUCUGACUUUAUUCAGCAAUGCACUCUGGGAAGAACACUCCAAAUUCACAUUGUGGCAUAUGACAGCACCGGGCAGGAUACAUUACAGAGCCUAGCUGAAGCAGUUGGAGGGUGCUUUUACUGCUACUCUUCCUGGAAAGAGGACGAGAUCUACAGUAGCACUGAUAUUCACCUAUUGGUCAAUGAGAUCCAAAAAGCUAUUGAUGUUCUCAACAAAAUCAAGGAAUUGCGGGAAGGAAGGCUGGGAGAUACACUUGUCAGUAUAAUACAGGAGUUAUCAACAGAGGUUGAUAAGAUACCGCCUUCUGUGUUCCUCCCUAAACCACCUAAUCACGAUGGGCCGUUAAACAUAGAGAUUCCCAAUUUUACACCUAAAGCCUCUGCUGAUUGGCUAAAGAAAAAUGGAUUGAAAGCAAAAAAACUGAGCCUGUAUCAAAUAUUAGCUCCAAACGCUUAUUCCAUGGUCGAGGACUUUGUACCCAUCCUUCAGAAAACUGUCUCAUCUACUCUUCAUGAGAGGGUAAUGCUGCAGUUUGAGUGGCAUGAUGGGUCUAUCAAGAAUGUGCAUGUUGAUCCCCCAGCACUCUAUGAUUACCAGAUACAACUUGCAAAAGUUGCAAAAACCUAUGAGAAAAGAAUAGACUGGCUUACAAACGGCAGCAAAAAAUUCUGGGGCACAAUCUGUGAAAAAAGGGUGGUAUUGUUGGUGGACAUAUCGGUUGCAAACGCCAUGCACAUUAUCAAUAUUCAGCACUCUCUGCGCCUUCUUCUAGAAGAGCAAAUGGCAAACAAAGAUUUAUUCAACAUCAUAGUAUACGGGAAUGAUGUUAAAGCUUGGAAAACGGAAAUGGUCCCAUCAACUGCUAAAAAUCUACAGAGUGCUUGGACCUGGAUAUUGAGUCAGCAAUGUGAAGGAGGCAGAAAUGUUAUCGGUGCAAUUAAAACCGCGGUGGAAGCAAACUUCAUUGAUAAGGAAAACCAUGAAUCACAAGGAAUAUAUCUGUUUACCAGUGGAAUCCCUGAUCAGGAAGUGCAUACCAUUUCUGCUUAUCUAUCUGAAGCUGCCAGUGGCUCAGAUCUGCAGCUACACGUUUGCUUUUACAACCCCAGUGAAGAAGGGAUUGAACAGAAUGAUGUGAUCCGCACAUUGAAACAACUGGCCCUUACGACUAAUGGAAGAUUUCACUGGUGUGACGACAAAGGUGUGAUCGAAAGUGAUGAUAUCAGUAGUAUUGUCUCAGAAAUGGAAAAGGCUGUCAACUACUCCAGAAAGUGUGCUUAUUUGGUGGAAUCUUUGAAACAACGGUCAGGAAACCAGACUGGGAGCUCUUCCAUGUCAGAUAGGGGAGAAGUGGUCCCUUACGAAAAAGAGAAAUACAAGGCACGCAAAUUACCUCUCCCGAAACCUACGGCACUCUCACUUGCCAGAUUGGGCUUAAAGGAAGAUCCAGGAUGUAAUAAGGACCCUUCUCUAAAAGCACUAGUGUGGCGCCCGUGUAGUGGCAAGCCUGAUAUUCCUCCAGCACAACCCUUUAAAGAUUGGCCGCUGUCUGUUUCCAACAAGAAGACAAAACAAAAGAAACAACCUAAGCUGUCAUUUAACGUGUUUUAUACCGAAAAUGGAAAGGAUGUUGGGGUUGUAUACAAAGACUAUCCGUCAACAGAUACUAUAAGAAAAGCCGUUCCCUUCAUUGUAUUGCCUAAAGAAGAAGACAUUUGUUCGACUAAAGCGUGGUUAAAGAAGUACAGUUUGAAGAAACUGAGACUGGAGUUGCCCAAACUGAUAUUCGGCCCAGACUGCACUCAUCAGAAACGAAUGGUGCCUACGUUACACAAGAAAGUUUCUGCAAAAUACUGUACUAUCUUCCCAAGCGUAGAAGUCAAUGGAGUGGUGAAACAUCUGCAAUUUCAGCCCAAGGAGCUGGAGGAAUACAUCGAGCAACUAGAGAAAGUACUCAGACGUUACAUUGAGAGAAUGCAAUGGCUUUUGUCAGGAAGCCGUCGGCAAUUUGGGACCAUACUGGAAGCUAAAAUAUGCCUGUUAAUAGAUGCAUCUUCAUCCAUGGCUCCUUUUUUCGUUGAAUUACAGAAAGCAGUAACGUCCCUUUUAUGGGAGCAGCUGAGAGCGAGAAAUGUCUGGUUUAAUAUGAUAAGCGUUUCGGAAAGCAUGGAUUCUUGGCAGGAGUGUUUGGUGGAGGCAACAGAUGAAGCGUGUCACGAUGCUUCACAGUGGAUUUCCCGGCUAAGGCCGCAAGGGAACACCUGUAUUCUUCACGCUUUAGAGAAAUGUUUACAGUUUCCAGGCGUGCAAGGUCUUUAUGUAGUGACUGACGGGAAGCCUGACUCAAGCUACAAUAUUUUACUAGCCGAAAACAUCCUUAAAUCACACUGUAUCAAAGUUCAUACUGUGUCACUGAACAACUCUGAAAAAUACGGAAAUGAAUUUCUGAGGAAGAUUUCUACUCUCUCUGGCGGUCGUUACCAUUGUUGCCAUGGAGAUAUGGAUGGCCACUUUGCUGCACAUCGUAUGUUAACUGAGGGUUUCUUCGAUGAAGACGACCCUGUUCUCCCUGUAUUUGAAGGUGAUGAUCUGAAAAGACUUGCUAAAGCAAUAGACCAAGCUCGGAAAUUUGUAACGCGAGCAAGACACUUCCGGUUGCUUGUAUUGGAUAAACAGAAAUUGGACUCUAGAAACAUGUCUACAGAAGGAAGCGAGGUAUCAGAUGAUUGAAAGAAGAUUAUUAACUAUUUCUUUGAAGAAGUACCCGAAUCUAAUAAAUUGACUUGUGUGGCUUUAUAUACUUAUAUUGGUAUAGUAUUUUUUGAAAUGUACUACAGAAGAUCACUUGGAAUCCUUUUAAAUGACCACUAGAAAUAACUGUAUAUAUAUCUAGUAGCAUCACACUUUCUGUAAU
Molecule: messenger RNA, 3789 nt
Organism: Pelobates fuscus (common spadefoot toad)
Lineage: Eukaryota; Metazoa; Chordata; Amphibia; Anura; Pelobatidae
Gene: VWA3A
Product: von Willebrand factor A domain containing 3A
Exons: 34
Coding region: 36-3605 (1189 amino acids)
Source: RefSeq, a predicted model, not a curated record